Messenger RNA from Ostrinia furnacalis (Asian corn borer), 660 nucleotides. RefSeq lists its product as uncharacterized. The coding region runs from base 1 to 456 and encodes 151 amino acids. The transcript is spliced from 3 exons. The record is from RefSeq and is a predicted model, not a curated record. Lineage: Eukaryota; Metazoa; Arthropoda; Insecta; Lepidoptera; Crambidae.
AUGAUGACUGUAUAUCCUCAAGUGAGAGAUCCCAAGAGACACGAGGAACAGUACAGCAUCCUCCGCGAGUGGGCGUGCCCUAGAGGCGUGCCCGACUCGGCGGCGCGCGCGCUCGCGGCGCACGAGUACACGCUCGGCGACCUGCUGGCGCACGCGCAGAGGGAGGACAUCGCCCGGCUCCAGCUCAAAGGCGGCGUAGAACUGCGACUAUGGCGUGCAAUCCUCGACCACCGUCUACAAUCCACCACGAACCACCUGCGCCGCGCUAGCAGCACCGAAACAGACAUGGACACCAACUCCAUAGUAGUAGUCGAGUGCAACCAAUGCAAGACUACCCGCAGAACCACUUCAAACAACUCCUCCUGUUCUAACAACCCUACGAUUGUGAUUAGGGAUCAGGUUAACGGCGAAGAUGACGUCACAGAGCUGGUGCCGGCAAAUGGAGACAGCCCUUGACUAUUGCGCGGGUGGUGCACUCUGCAGUAAGGCCAAGGACACACCAGUGUUAGGAUCUACGUAAAGGUUUACUGAAAUUAAUAAAUACAUUUGUUCGAUAAAGUCUAAAAUGCUGUUCCAUUUGUGCGAUUGCAAUGGUUAAACUUGUAUUCUCCGCACUACGUGACGAGUGAAAAAACCACAGACAUGAUUAAUAAUCAUGUC